UUUUCAAUUGCUUCCCUCCCGUUUGGGGCCCUGGGAUGUCAGUUCCACCCCCCAUGACAACGCCACAUGUCUUGACAUGUUCCUAUCAUGUCACAUGUCCGAACUUCAGGUCAUGUGUAAAAAACAGUCUGUGGUAGAAGCACGUUUCAAAAACCUGACUACGUUAAAUGCAGCGUUCGUUGACUUUAUUUUGAAGCUCCUCACCGGAAGUCGAGGGUGUGUAUACUGGCUGCAGCGUGACGUCAGAGAAGACGGAAACAAUAGCAGGCUGUGUCCGCGCGAGCAUCAAUCAGCUGAUCACAGAUCGGUCAGGAUGUUCCAGAACAAGAAGAGCAGCGCGAGGGCCGCGGUCGACCGUCUGAUCAUCAAAGGAGGAAAGGUUGUGAAUGACGACCAGUCCUUCUACGCUGACGUCUACGUGGAGGAGGGAACCAUCAAACAGAUCGGGGAGAACCUGAUUGUCCCGUCUGAUGUGAGGACGGUGGACGCUUACGGUCAGCUGGUGAUCCCCGGAGGCGUCGACGCCAACACCAACCUCCUCGCUCCACAGAAGGGCCAGAGCCCGACCGACGACUUCUACCAGGGAACUAAAGCCGCAGUGUCCGGGGGGACCACCACCAUCAUCGACCAUGUGCUGGUGGAGCCGGGAACUAGUUUACUGUCAGCGUUUGAUCAGUGGAAGGAGACGGCCGAGCAGAGGGCGUGUUGUGACUUCUCUCUUCACCUGGACAUCACUCGCUGGCACGACGGACUUUAUGAGGAGCUGGAGACGCUUGUCAAAGAUAAAGGUGUGAACUCCUUCCUCUUCUUCAUGACGUACAAAGAUAAAUAUCAGAGCUCCGACUCUCAGCUCUACGAGGCGUUCGGGGUCCUCAGAACUCUCGGAGCCAUUGCCCAGGUCCACGCAGAAAACGGUGACAUCAUCGAUGAGGAACAGAAGAAACUUCUCACUUUCGGCAUCACUGGGCCAGAAGGACACGUUUUAUCUCAACCUGAGGAGGUGGAGACGGAGGCGGUCAAUCGAGCCAUCACCAUCGCCAAACAAGCCAACUGUCCGCUUUAUGUUACCAAGGUGAUGAGCAAAUCUGCAGCAGAUGUCAUCGCAAAAUCCAGAAAGAAAGGUAUAGUGGUUUAUGGGGAACCAAUUACAGCCAGCUUGGCCACUGAUGGCUCUCACUAUUGGUCCAAAGACUGGGCCACAGCUGCUGCCUUUGUCAUGAGCCCGCCCAUCAACCCUGACCCCACAACUCCACAGUACUUGACCUCUCUGCUGGCCUGCGGUGACCUCCAGGUGACCUCCAGUGCUCAUGCCAGUUUCUCUACGGCUCAGAAAGCCAUCGGAAAAGAUAACUUCACUUUGAUUCCAGAGGGAACCAAUGGGAUUGAGGAGAGGAUGUCAGUGGUCUGGGACAGAGCUGUGUCGACAGGGAAGAUGGAUGAAAAUGAGUUUGUUGCAGUUACCAGCACCAACGCAGCUAAACUCUUCAACAUGUACCCAAAAAAAGGACGCAUCGCUGUAGGUUCUGAUGCUGACAUUGUCGUCUGGAACCCGAAGGAGACACAAACUGUUUCUGCAAAGACUCACAACCUGACCGUGGAGGUGAACAUCCUGGAAGGUUUGGAGUUUCGCGGCGUGGCGUCUGCGGUGAUCAGUGGAGGUCGAGUUGUUCUUGAGGAUGGAAAACUUAAUGUGACCGAAGGUUCUGGACGCUUCGUCCCCAGGAAGGCUUUCCCUGACUUUGUUUACAAGAGGAUCAGAGCCCGCAGCAAGAUGGCAGAGGCUCGCGGUGUUCCCCGUGGAAGCUAUGAUGGUCCUGUCCAUGAUGUCAUCAGCAUGACUAAAUCUGUCCCGCACACUCCGUCCAGCAGAGGGCCCACCGGUCCAAAACCCCAGGCUGGCCCCCGAAACCUCCACCAGUCAGGAUUCACACUAUCUGGUGCUCAGAUUGAUGACCACAUACCUCGUCGCUCUGCUCAGAGGAUUGUGGCGCCUCCUGGUGGACGAUCCAACAUCACAUCUUUAUCUUGAAACAACAACAACACUUACUGCAAGAUACAACUAGACCUACUGCAACCUGACAAAUCUUACAACUGGGCCUCAGUGACAUCGGUUCUCUGAAGUGCCACCUGCUUGCCCGGCCACGCACUUCAGUUUACCUAUAAAACACCUAUGUUGAUGUGGAACCAGUUGUUAGUACAAUUACUACAAGAACCUAUGAUUAGAGCUUCACCCUACUAAUAGACCCUGCAACUAGUACUACACUAUAACAAAAAAUACUACAAUCUUCAACCAGUACUACACCCUACUACUAAAACCAUACAUUACAGCUAGUACUAAUUCUGACAAUGAUUUAUACAACCUACAACUAGUACUACACCUUGCAAGUAGUACAACACCCUACAACAAAUACUACAAUUGACUGUUUGAACUACAGUCUACAGCUAGUACUAUAUCAUACAACUAGUACUACACCCUAAUCCUUCAAACAGAACUUUGUGUUUUUCGAUACAUGUCUUAAAAUGAGAACUCUAAAAAGCUUCCUCUCAUCUUGGGUUAGAGUUAGACAGUAACUGUAAUAUUAGUAUAAGUAACGUUAUUAUUAGAAGUCAAAACCAUGAAUAUUCCUGAACAUUCUUUUUUAGUUUAUUUAACUUCAUCUUCAGAAAAAUCCUCAGAACAGUUUCACGUUGUGGAUUUAUAAUUUCAUUCUUGUUUAUUAUUAUUAAAGUGUGAUACUCUGUAAGCUGCAGUGGCUGUUUCUCCAGAUGUUUCAGAAUGUUUCAGACUAAUUUCUGUUGUUUUAGUUUCAUUAUUUCACUGUGAGACUUUUAGAAUCCUCUGUGGUGGCCUCCUCAGUCCUGUCAGUGUCUCUACUGGGUGGAUUGACUCCAGGUUCUUUGUCCCAACAGGGUGAACCCAGUACAUAUGUAUUUUAUUGAACUGAUUAGUUUUAAUUGCAUUAGACAUCAUGUGACUGUAAAUGGUGCUAAUUAAUCCAUUGAUACUCGCCACUGUCAAUAGAAAUCUCUUCUAGGCCACACCCCUUUAUUAUUAAAACGUGACAUAAUAUAAUGACUCCACCCCCAGAAGAAUCCAAAACAAACUAAUAUUCUCACCCCCCCACAAUCCACACUUUUUAACUGUGGUUGAAGUAACCAAUGUAACUAUUGACUGCAGACCAUUGCUAUUGUUCGAUGUUGACCUCUGCACCCGAACCUACUUCUUUGACCUCUGAAGGGAUUUUUUUUACAGUGUUUUUGAUUUGUUUAAUACUUCAUUUUAUAACAUGAUCAUUUUGUAAUUUUCUACAGUGUUUAUAUCCUGCAGCUUUAGCAUCAGUGAACAACCUUUCUGUAAAUCCUGUUCUUCUUUCCAGGAGAUGUUCAGACAGAUGUUUGAACACGAGAACAUCUGGAUUAGAGAUGAAACAUGGGAACAGCUGGAUUACAGAUGUGGCUCCAACACGGCGGAUGUCUUCCUGCAGGCUGAUGUUUUUCUGUCCUCACAGAAACACUGAAGCCAACAUGGAAAACACACGCACUCUUUAAACUGAUCAUGUGCUUAUAUGUGUUGUUGUGUAUGUAAAGAGGAGUUACUAUGGUGACUGCUCUGUAUCUAUUGUGUAGUGAUUGUGAAACGACUUCCAUUUGUGAUGAGAGUUGCAUGAAUAAAGGAGAGAAAAACC
Molecule: messenger RNA, 3686 nt
Organism: Platichthys flesus (European flounder)
Lineage: Eukaryota; Metazoa; Chordata; Actinopteri; Pleuronectiformes; Pleuronectidae
Product: dihydropyrimidinase-related protein 2-like
Exons: 15
Coding region: 77-2029 (650 amino acids)
Cellular component (GO): cytoplasm; cytosol
Molecular function (GO): hydrolase activity, acting on carbon-nitrogen (but not peptide) bonds, in cyclic amides
Source: RefSeq, a predicted model, not a curated record